Messenger RNA from Talaromyces proteolyticus, 1269 nucleotides. RefSeq names its product O-methyltransferase. The record is from RefSeq and is a predicted model, not a curated record. Gene Ontology annotation, molecular function: O-methyltransferase activity. The transcript is spliced from 2 exons. The coding region runs from base 1 to 1269 and encodes 422 amino acids. Lineage: Eukaryota; Fungi; Ascomycota; Eurotiomycetes; Eurotiales; Trichocomaceae.
AUGGAGAAUGAAAUCGACCAUCUUCUCUGGAACGCUAAGCACAGCUUGUCGUUGCUAGAAGGACCCUUGGCCAAUGAACUUGACGGCGUGCUUGACGUCAAGUCUACCAAACUCAGCCCUGUCUACAAGAAGAUCGAAGAGACAAUUCAAGUGCUAGACAAACUUCUUAUCACCUUGACUCCUCCCCAUUUGACUCUUGUCGAUGGCAUCUUCGCAUUCACCAACAGCAAAGUCCUGCUAUGUGCAACUGAAUACAAGCUCGCUGAUCACAUCCAAAAACUCCAGCCUGUUUCCAUCCAGGACUUGGCCAGUGCUGCUGGUGUCCAUGAACUGGGUCUUUCCCAGGUCAUGCGCUACCUUGGAGAGAUGGGCUACUUCACCCAGGACCCUGUCACAAAGAAAUUCUCCAACAACCGCCUUUCAAGCCUCCUCCUAAACGACCACUGGACCACCUGGAUCGCUUGGGCCGACUUCUUCCCCCGCGAAUACUACGACCUCAUCUCCCAUCUCCCCUCACAAUUGAAGAUCGACCAGCCCAAGACCGCCACCGAGCUUUUCUACAAGACAGAUAAGCCAAUUUACCAAUACCUUGCCGAAACGGGACGAGUAGCCGAGUUCCACCGCGUGACCAAAACCGGCAGCGUGGCAGAAGCCCCAGGCCUACUCAACGAUUAUCCGUGGAAUGAAGUCUCUUCCGAAACUAUCAUGGACAUUGGCGCUGGCACGGGAGAUUUCAUCCGUGCAUAUCUGGAGCAAUACCCAACUGCUACUGCAGGUGCCUUUGAACUUCCGCAGACUGCUGACGUCUUGCAGACGCAGAUCCCAGCGGACGAUCCGAUUGCGAACCGACUAGUGGCUGUGAACCGGGGGGAUUUCUUCAAAGAUGCGAUUCCGGCAGCGACUGUCUACCAUCUGCGCUGGAUCUUACAUAACUGGAAUGACGAGGAUAGCAUCAAGCUGUUGAAAAGAAUUCGCGAGGCGGCCGUUGUAAAACCAGGGGUGACUCGUGUGUUGAUUGUUGAGUCUGUUGUGUUUGAGGGCCGGUUGGGCCGCGGAGCCAGGUAUGCAGAUAUCCGGAUGCUGGCAAGAUGCCGAAGCAAGGAGAGAACAUUGGAGGAAUACACAAACAUUGCGACGCAGGCCGGUUGGAAGGUAGAGAGGGUGGUUUCGCCUAGAGGAUGCUUGACGCAGAUCCUUGAGUUGAGACCAUCUGGUGAGGUGCUGGAUGGCAAUGGGCAUGUGAAUGGAAAUGGCACGCUGGAGAUCUGA